AUGCUCGUGCAGUUGUUGUUGGCGGCUCAGGUGUUGGUGCCGGCGUACUCCGCGAACACCAGUCGUUACGCAUUCUACCGCGACAUCGGGGUAGGGGUAGAGGGGUCGCGGCGUGUGUUCGGAGGUGCAGUCGCGGGGGUCGGGGAGGGUGGCACUGCGUGUGCUUUACUAGACAGGUUCUGGGUGGCGCGAUGCUCCGGGGCCGUGCUGGCGCUACGCUGGGUGCUCACUGCCGCUCACUGCGUCUCGCCGCGCCUCUCUUACGUCAAGUACAACACGCGAAGACACCCGACCACCGACGGAGAUGUCGCGCCCGUUCACUAUCUGUACAUGCAUCCAGGUUACAAGGUGGUGCAGGAGGACGAGGGUCACGGCGUGGACGUGACGGUGCUGCACCACGACGUGGGUCUAGUGCGCACGCGCUCCGACAUGCUACUGGUGGCGGCGCCUUCCCGCGAUCCGCUCGUCGCCAUGAAACUGUACGACCCAGAGGAGAUUACCGGUGAAGAAGUGCAAGUGUUCGGGUACGGCCGCACGGAGCGGUCCGUGCUGGGUGAGGAGUUGUUUUGCGUGCGGCUAGUGAUGUCCAGGUGUGCUCGUGGCUCGUGGGUCCACUGCGUGUGCGGCGCCGCAAGGGAUCUACGCGGGGUCUGCUCGGGGGAUUCCGGAGGACCGGUCCACUAUAAAGGGGUUCAGAUCGGCGUGACGUCGAUGGGUCCGGUGGAGUGCGGGGGCGGCGGCGGGGCGGCGCGGGGGGCGACCAGCGUGUUCACGGCGCUGCGUCGGUACGCGGACCUCAUCAACGACACCAUACACGACACGGACUCGGCGCUGCGCAUGCGCGUCAUAUCGCGCGCCUCGCUGCACUGUCUCCGCGACCACGUCAUGCUGAGCGCUCUCACACUGCUCACACUAGGAGUGUUGUCGUGA
Molecule: messenger RNA, 930 nt
Organism: Bombyx mandarina (wild silkworm)
Lineage: Eukaryota; Metazoa; Arthropoda; Insecta; Lepidoptera; Bombycidae
Product: chymotrypsin-2
Biological process (GO): proteolysis
Molecular function (GO): serine-type endopeptidase activity
Source: RefSeq, a predicted model, not a curated record